This is a messenger RNA of Rotaria sp. Silwood2, 870 nucleotides long. The record is from the annotation of a GenBank genome assembly. NCBI's taxonomy places the organism in Eukaryota, Metazoa, Rotifera, Eurotatoria, Philodinida, Philodinidae.
AUGUCAGGUAAUAUCCUCGGAUCAAAAUAUUUUCAUUAUUAUUAUAUACCUAUUAUUCUAGUCUGUCAACAUCUUCCUUUUCAAUGCAUUCGAGUAUUGCGUCGAGGAAUCAAUAAAUGUAUCACCAAUUGGAAUCAUUUAACUACAGUUGGUGAUAUUAUUCAUGUUUUACUUGAACAGCAAUCUUUGACUAUCAAUGAUUGUUGUUUAUAUAUUGAAAAUUCACCGCAUUUAUUCGUUUUGAAAUCUACUGAUUUGAUUGAAGAUAUUCUGUAUCGUUAUCCAUCAUCGAACAUUCAUUUUAAAUUAGCAUUCAAACGAAAUUCAUCCCCAUCACGUUUCGCUCAACGCAAACAGCUACUUCCAGCAGUCGUACAAUUAUCAACAGUAAUAAAUCCUUUUAAACAAUUAAGAAUACAAGAAUUAUUGAUUCAAAAACAACAAGGAAUUAUUCAUCGAUUGACGAAAGUGAAUGACCAUCAGCCGUUUGUUCCUUCUACAAAUACACGACGAUCACGACAAGAUGAAUUCGAACAAGGAGUGAAUCGAGAAUCAAAUCGUUCACUCUCACGUGUUCGGUUCCGUCUAUCGACAAUCAAUCGAAAACAUGAUAUUCUAGCAACACUACCACCAUCAUCAAUCCCUGAAGUAAAAAGUAUUCUAAAGAAAGCUGCAAUUCCCCGAACAUCAAGUGUUGAUCGAGAUAUCGAUCAAUUACUUGCACUUAAACAAGAAGAAUAUCGUUCCGAUGCAUCUGAUGACGAUCAUCUAUCUGAUCAAAGUACAACAGAUUCAUGUCUAGGCUCACUUUCUACGAAUGAUAGUGUUUAUCAUAGUAUUACUCAAACUCAUCUGGAAACUCUUGUUUGA